CUUGCACCUCAAUAGAAAAACUAGAGAAUGACAAACUCAGAAGUAAAAUCAGCCAGAACCAUGUAUAUUGCAUCUUUGGCCUAAGGUCAGUCGGGGAGAAGUACUACAUCUUCCUGUCAGAUCCUAGAGGAACAUCAGGAAGGAAGUUCACAGAUAAGGAAAAGGAUUACAACGCAUUAAUAGGUAUUAGAGAUGAGUCUGAAUUACUGAUUCCAAUGAAAAUCAAGCUGUUCCUAAAAUGCUUCAGGUCGGUAACUACCUGUGAAUUUCCUCCCGAGUCAUUCCAGAAGAGACUCCUUGAUCUGCAAGGCUCUCGAGAGUAUUCCCUGUUCAGAAUAGACUGAAAGACAAAGUCUGAAUUUUGGAUUAAUAUUUACCAAAAUGAGCUACAGAGAGAUCACAGCGAAGAGUUAAUGCCACAUACUCAGACUGAACGAAAGUCUGAGAUAGAAAACACCAGAAUCAUUAUCUGCGAGUCUACAGGAACACCAAAGGAGACAGAGCCUGCUUUUAAACAUAUUGGAGGCUGAUUUUAGUCAAGAAAGGAAUGUAUUCCAUAAAAUAGAAUUAAAAGCUAAAACUUAUUACAUUUAUAUACAAAUAGAUGCUCCUGAAGGAACCAUAAGAGAUGAUAUAGUUAAUAAGGGUUCCCGAUGUCUUUUAAUAGGCGAGCAAUUUGAGGCCACAAAAGUUGCUUUUUCCCAAAAGAAGUUCUUAUCUUGAGUGCUUGAAGAUUUGAGUUGAAAAUAAAACAAUUCUCAUGACAAAAGAUUUGACUAGUUCCAAGAUAAAACCUUCAAAUAGCCUUGGAUGAUUUGGCUGCAAGAUCCUUGAACCAGAUUCUACUGAUGCCAAAUAAGCUAAAAAUCAUAGUUUGGAAAAAGAAAGCAUACUACACCUGCAAAUUCAAAAAAGACCAUAAAAACCAUGAAUAUUGUGAAUACAUCAAACACCCUCCUCAAAGGCCCAAAAGGGCAAAAACCAGGCCCUAUCUCCCCAAAAAGCCACUAAAAAGAGAUCACAGUAGUUUCUAACACCCCUUUCAAUC
Molecule: messenger RNA, 1048 nt
Organism: Moneuplotes crassus
Lineage: Eukaryota; Ciliophora; Spirotrichea; Euplotida; Euplotidae
Source: the annotation of a GenBank genome assembly